This is a messenger RNA of Lepisosteus oculatus (spotted gar), 3221 nucleotides long. It is a transcript of the gene ncf4, whose product is annotated as neutrophil cytosolic factor 4. Lineage: Eukaryota; Metazoa; Chordata; Actinopteri; Semionotiformes; Lepisosteidae. Gene Ontology annotation, cellular component: NADPH oxidase complex; cytoplasm. The record is from RefSeq and is a predicted model, not a curated record. Gene Ontology annotation, biological process: phagocytosis; respiratory burst; superoxide anion generation. Gene Ontology annotation, molecular function: protein binding; phosphatidylinositol binding; superoxide-generating NADPH oxidase activator activity.
CAUCACCCCACCGUGACCCGGGCAGUGAAGCAAUUUGCGAGAGACGUGAAAGAGGGGGAAGGUGGAGAACAGGAAUGGAGAAGAGUGAGAGAAAAAAAAAGGCAGAAGUGACUUGUGAUUUGCACAACAGCCAACGGGGUUAACCGUUUUGAGAUACUUUCGUUUCCUGCGCCUGCGGUACUGCCGGAAAGAGAGAGAGAGAGAGUGAAGCGCAGCGCCCUGCUCCGGGCUCAGUCGUACCCGAACCCCCCGGCCACACGGACCACUGGCACCCCGUCUCCCGCCGCCCUCGCCAUGUCGCUGCCCCGCCAGCUCCGAGACGAGAGUGAUUUUGACCAGCUCCCAGACAACAUUCCCAUCUCGGCCACCGUUGCAGACGUUGAAGAACGGAAAGGCUUCACCCACUACUUUGUGUUCGUGAUCGAGGUGAAGACCAAGGGUGGCAGGAAGUACCUGAUCUACCGGCGGUACAGCGAGUUCUUCGCCCUGCACCAGAAGCUGGAGGAGAAGUUCGCCCCCGAGGCCCAGAGCACCACCUACACCUGCACCCUGCCCACCCUGCCAGGGAAGGUGUUCAUGGGAAAGAAGCAGGAGAUCGCAGAGACCAGGAUCCCCGAGCUCAACACCUAUGUGAAGAAGCUGCUGUGUCUCCCCACCUGGGUCCUGCUGGAUGACCUCAUCAGGAUUUUCUUCUACCAGAGGGAGUCUGACAACCAGCAUGUCCCGCGGGCACUGAGGAGACUGAGGCCCCCCACACGAAAAGUGAAAACUGUGAAACCGAAGACAGACUUUCUCUCAAGUCCUAGAGCUGAGGCUCUGUUCGACUUCAGCGGGAGCGGGCGCGUGGAGCUGAGCUUCCGAGCGGGAGAGGUGAUCUUCCUGCUGAGGAGGGUGAACGCCGACUGGCUGGAAGGCACGGUGCAGGAGGUCACGGGGAUAUUCCCGCGCUCCUUUGUGAAGAUCAUCAAGCCGCUGCCCGACGACAGUGACUCGGACGAGGGCGGGGAGGCUGGGAAGGGCCCAGGGAGCUCCAGCUGCCUCCGAUGCUAUCUGUACGAGAGCCGGCGCCAGCAGCUCAGGGAUGUCUGUGUUGAAGAGGACCUGUCUGUGCAGCCUUCCUACAAAGACUUGCUCACACGGAUGAGGGAAGUGUUCAGUCUGCACGACAUCGCGCUGAACUACCGUGACCCGGAAGGGGACCUGAUCCGCAUCUUGGACGACACGGAUGUGAAACUCAUGGUGUCGGAGAGCAAAGGUCAAGCUGGGGUCAGGCGGCCAGUCAACCAGUUCCCCUGGGAGCUGCACGUGACACUUGCCUCCGACCUCUCCGUCUACAACACCGCGCCCUGAGCGCCCAGCCAGAGGGGGCGCUGCACUGUGCGGUCCCGAGAGUCUGCCAGCUUCUCUGUCUUCUGCAUUGCUCAAAGGCGCUUGUCUGCACAUGUAUAGGGGCUCCAGUAAGAAUCAGUACACCAGGUGUGCACUCUGUACAGCUGUAUACACCAGGUAUGCAGCGAGUCUGUGUUUGUAUGUGGUCUGUGUACCCCGGGUGUGCAGUGUGUGCACUGUGUAUACCCCAGGUGGGCGGUGAGUGUGUCCAUACGGUCUGUAUACCCCAGGUGUGCAGUGAGUGUGUGUGUAUAUAUGGUCUGUAUACCCCAGCAGUGCAGUGUUGAUGCAGUCUGUAAUAAGAGGUGUGUACAGGCUGUAUACUCCAGCAGAUGUGCAGGGUAAACGCUCUGUAUACACCAGGUGUGCAGUGUGUACAGUUUGUGUACAAUCUGCAGUCAAAGAAGGUUGUGUUCAACACGCUGUUGUGUACUAAGAUGAGUAGUGUUAUCGAGUUUGAAUCUGGUGUGAGUAAUACUCCUGCCUUUGGCUGAGGUCAUAGCUUGAUAGUUUUCAUAGUGUCUUCAAAGCUGGUAAACUCUCGGAAACAGCGUGCUGAGAGAGCCCUGAGAACAGAGCAAACCUCCCCGAAACCAGCAAAGAGGAGGAGAUGUGAACAGGCUGCCCAGGGCAGACUCGCCGACUACAGCAGCAGAAAGUGCUGCAGUGCUGCCUCCACGCUCUGCCCACACCUUGCAGAGGAGGUUUAGAGGAGAUAACAGUCCUGCAGCAGGAAGGGCUCCACACAGAGGGAGAGCGAGUUCACUUUUAAUCAGGAAUUUCUCACUAAGAUCUGUUGGGAGAAUCAUCUUUUUACUGGUAUAAUGUAUAGACGAAUGUGGAGCAAAUAACUCGAUAGUUAUCAUUGCCAGCAUCUUCUAAAAUAAAUUAAUACAAAUGUGUGCUCUUAAUAAGGCCAAUCAGGUAAUAAAAAGCCAAUGGUACCACCGAAAAAAAGCAAUUACUGAGAUGAGCAAUUAAAUUGAAAGAUAUUUUAAUUCUUUUUUUUUUAUUUUAAAAUGAGUGCACAGUGGCUGGCGUUCAGCCACCUCCUUGAAGAGACACUCCCCAUCUUCCUGUUUUCCACUCUGCUCCCAGAAGAAUCAGAUGAGAGCUCCGGAUCAGCAGAGCCCAGCUACGAGCCCAAGUCAUUUUUCAGACUAUCAGUGUACUCGGUGUGCUUGUUCUUACAGGAGCUGUGUGUGUUCUUCAGUAGCCGCCAAAGCUGAAAUGUGAGUGUGUUUAUGCUGUUCUCCUGCGCUUUGCCUUUAUACCUUUGUAAAGAACAGGUUCUCAAUUCCGGUCCACGGUGUCCAGGUUCCAGGUUUUCCGUUCCAGCUUCUCCCUGCUCCACAGCCCUCCGCUGCAGGAGAUCUGGAGACACUUGGAAAACCUGCUGGAUUCUGGAACUAGAGUAGGGGUGUCAAACUUGAAUCCCACAGGGCCUGGUGUCCUCUGGUUUUUAGUCUAACCUAAGCAGUCAUUUAAGCAAUUAACCUAAUUGUUUUCUUGGAAUAUUAAAUAUGAAGGAUUUUUCUUAAGAUCUUUUACAGCUGAUUACUCCAAAAAUUAACUCAAAGAGUAUAGAUCCCUAUAAAAUACCAUGAAGCUUGGUGAGAACUCUUAACGAUGCUGCUGCUAAUUAAAUAAUUAGACCGGGUGUGUAUCCGAGAGCUGAGCCUACAGGAGCUGAGUCUGACACCUCUGCUUUAGAGCCGACAGUGGUGACGCAGUGCAGGACGUGCUUCUGUACCCACCCCUGGAUUACUGUGCGACCAGUCUGGGAUAGACUUAUUACAACGCCAGUAAUAAAAAUACCUGCACAAGUGUGA